Molecule: messenger RNA, 4983 nt
Organism: Cherax quadricarinatus
Lineage: Eukaryota; Metazoa; Arthropoda; Malacostraca; Decapoda; Parastacidae
Source: RefSeq, a predicted model, not a curated record
ACCACCAGAGCUCUCCAGUCGCUGUCCAGAAGCGAUUGUGGGAGUUCUGUGACUCCAAAAUAUUUUCUUUUUGCUCGCUGGCUCCUCCAAACAUAACUUUAUCAGAAGUUUCAGCCAAUUUUGGUGUUAUCGUUCCUUGUAACAAGAAGCAGCAGCAGUGGCAGCAGGCAGCAGUAACAGCAGUAGCAGCAGGCAGCAGUAACAGCAGGCAGCAGUAGCAGCAGUAGCAGCAGGCAGCAGUCAGCAAGGACAAGUAUUGCUUCAGUCUUGCAGUUCCUGAUCCACCUGUCCAACAUGAAGGCUCUCGUUACAGCGGCUUUCCUCUGCUAUAUACUGCUGAUGGUGCAGGAAAGUGUAGUUGGUCAACGGGAUGUAUCAGAGAGUCAGAGAGGAAGAGAUGGUGUAAAACCCAAGAGGAUCAAUGUCAGAUCUGACAGUGAACCCAAAAUGGCUGUCAGAGAUCGAAUCAUUGACCAUGAAAAAUGGAACUCUGUCAAAACUAGUGGGAACGCUAACCAAAUGAAGACUGGCAGUGAACGCCACACUAAAAGCCACUUACGAAGUGGGAAGAAGAGUCGCGGAAGUACGAGAAUGGAGAGAAAACGACACACGGCCAAUAACGACGCAGAUACUCGCCUUGACAAAGAAGCGAGCAAGCGUAACCGUGUCAAGAACCUGGAUGGGCGUAGAAGUGUGAAAAAGGCAAAGAAAAGAAGACGGAAAACAAGCAAAAAGCGUGAGAAUAACAGGAAUAAUGGAACAAGGAGUCGUAAGAGCAAAAGCAUCGUCAAGAACAGGAGUCACGGCAGUGAAGUUGACGGUGCUAAAAAGACUUUGAAAAAAAUGAGUCGCCCGAAUAACAGGCUGAUCGCCAAGGAAGAAAAGAAAGGAAGAAAUGUGAAAAAGAAAAUGUACGAUACACUUGAUCGCAACUCAAGAAUAAAUGCAUUUAAACAACAAAAGGCUAUGAAAAACAGAAGAGGAAAAGAGCAUCGCAGGAAAGUCAAAGAAAAGAAAUCAGACUCGAAGUUCUCAAAGAGGAAUUCAACUUCAGGGAAGAAACAGAGGUCAGUUAAGGGAAAGAAACAGAAAUCAGUUAAGGGAAAGAAACAGAAAUCAGUUAAGGGAAAAAAACAGAAAUCAGUUAAGGGAAAAAAACAGAAAUCAGUUAAGGGAAAAAAACAGAGGUCAGUUAAGGAAAAGAAGCGGAAAUCAGUUAAGGGAAAGAAACAUAAGUUAGUUAAGGGAAAGAAGCAGAAGUUAGUUAAGGGAAAGAAACAGAAAUCAAUUAAGGGAAUGAAACAGAAAUCAGUCAAGGGAAAGAAACAGAAAUCAGUUAAGGGAAAGAAACAGAAAUCAGUUAAGGGAAAGAAACAGAAAUCAGUUAAGGGAAAGAAACAGAAAUCAGUUAAGGGAAAGAAACAGAAAUCAGUUAAGGGAAAGAAACAGAAAUCAGUUAAGGGAAAGAAACAGAAAUCAAUUAAGGGAAAGAAACAGAAAUCAGUUAAUGGAAAGAAGCAGAAAUCAAUUAAGGGAAAGAAACAGAAAUCAGUUAAGGGAAAGAAACAGAAAUCAGUUAAGGGAAAGAAACAGAAGACAGCUGCCGAAAAGAAGCAAAAAGAAAAACCAAAGGAGAAGGACAGAGAUAAAAACCAAGGGCACGGGAAAAAAAUGGAAAAAAGGAAAUUAAAGAAAAACAAUAAGAAGAAGAACAGCCAUAAAGCAGAGAAGAGUGGAAGUCGACAAUCCAAAAAAUCGAAAAACAAAAAGAAUUUAAAGAAAACAAAAAAAUUAAAGGAAAAGAAGCAUAAAAAGAAUAGGAAACGAAACCAAAAACUAAAGAAUAACAAGAAUGUAAACAGUAAAAAAGAUGGUAAACUAAAAAAAGCAAAGAAUGAAAAGAAGAGGCCACAUAAUAGCGGGGAGAAUCAUCAUCGUCCUCCAUACGGUAGCGGGGAGAGUCAUCAUCGCCCUCCAUACGGUAGCGGGGAGAAUCAUCAUCGUCCUCCACACGGUAGCGGGGAGAAUCAUCAUCGUCCUCCACACGGUAGCGAGGAGAAAGAACACUGCAAAACACCCAAAAAAUGCAUGAAAAGUGGCGGGUUUUGCACUUCUGAGAGAAAGUGCAAGACCAAGAUUGUGUCUGGCAAGUGCAAGGGAAAGUCUUGUCACUGUUGUCUCUCUGUUUGCGCAGCUAAACCAAAAAAGAAGUGUACUAAACACAAGGGUGUGUGUAAGACAAAGUGCGACGUGAAGGAGCGACAGAUCCCCAAGGGUUGCAUGAAGAAAACUUGUGUCUGCUGUGCCAAGGCUUGCAAGCCCACGACGCACUGUACUGCUGGUGGUGGUUAUUGUGUAGAUAAGAAGAAGUCUUGUAAGGGAUGGGUCGACAAGGAUGACUGCAAGGGAGCCAAGUGCUUCUGUUGUUAUCCAGCGACGACGAGUACGACCACCACGACUACCAGUACCACGACUACCAGUACCACGACUACCAGUACCACGACUACCAGUACCACGACUACCAGUACCACAACCACCAGUACCACAACUCGAAAUACCACAACUACCACUACCACAACUACCAGUACCACAACUCCAAAUACCACGACUACCAGUACCACGACUACCAGUACAACUCCAAAUACCACAACUACCAGUACCACAACUCCAAAUACCACAACUACCCUACCACAACUCCAAAUACACCAACAACAACCACUACCACAACUCCAACUACCACAACUACCACUACCACAACUCCAAAUACCACAACUACCACUACCACAACUACCACUACCACAACUACCACUACCACAACCACCACUACCACAACUACCACUAACACAACUACAUCUACCUCAACUACAACAACUACCACAACUACAACGAGUAUCCCAACAUCUAGCACAACUACAACUACUUCAACAAGCACGAGUUCCACAACAAGUAGCCUAACCACAACAACAACAACUACAACAACAACAACAGCAACAACAACAAGUAGCACAACUACAACAUCAGUCAAUGUUACUACUUCAACCAGCACCUCAUCUCUUUCUUCAACCACUACUUCAACUACUACGUCAACCACUACCUCAACCACUACCUCAACCACUCCUUCAACCACCACUUCAACCACUUCGUCAACCACUACUUCAACCACUACUUCAACCACUACGUCAACCACUACGUCAACCACUACGUCAACCACUACGUCAACCACUACGUCAACUAGCACAUCGACUACCACUACAACCAGCACAUCGACUACCACUACAACCAGCACCUCCACCACAACAUCAACCAGCACAUCGACAACUACUUCAACCAGCACAUCAACAACUACUUCAACCAGCACUUCAACUACUACGUCAACCAGCACUUCAACUACUACGUCUACGACUACACUACUACAUGUGUUGGACCUUUAUGUCCCUUAAUUACUAUUCUCAGACAACUCCUUCAAGUAAUUAUUGCCUUGAACAGUGCAAUUGUUUCAAUUCAGACGCUUGUAACUCAACUUGCAGCGCUCUUGACCGCCCUUGCUAAUGCAUUAGGGGGGAGAAGAAAACGUCGUGCAAUAUCUGAUAACAUUCUAAGCAUUGGGAACGUCAUAGAAGAUUUUCCAGCUGCAGCUUAUGACAGGAACUCAGCUAUCAUAAAUUCACUGACGUUACAAGUGAUUAGUGCAACACAGAGUAUGCCAGAUAUAAUAACCUCAGUAAUUAAUGGGACGACGCCAGCCACUAGUGGACUCAUCUCAGCUGCUCAGCAAGUUUAUUGCAUCUGUCAAUCCGUUCUAAUCACUCUCAUUAAUGAAAACUCUCUUAUAUGGGGUGAAGCCACCAGUGUAUCAAUUCAAAUUCAAGGGUUGGGAGGGACGACAACGCAAAUACCAAGUGUUGUGUCGUUUAGUGUGACGCCGUGUUCGUCAACUACCACGUCAAUAAGCACGACCACUGCUACUUCGACGACCACAACAGCUACAACUUCAACAAGCACGACAGCUACAACUUCGACAAGCACAACUACAACUACAACUAGCACGACGACAACUACUACGACCAGCACGACAACUACUACAACCAGCACGACAAUUACAACUACGACCAGCACGACAACUACAACUACGACAGGCACAACGAGCACGACAACCACAACUUCAACAACUACUACUACAUGUUCUGGGUCUUUGUGUGUUAUAAUUAGUAAUCUGAAAGCGUUAAUCCAAGUUCUCACAGCCAUAAAUACUUCUAUUGUGACAAUUCAGAGCCUUGCUACUCAACUGUCAACUCUGUUGAGUAUUCUUGCCACUCUUGGGAAGAGGAGAAAACGUCGAAGCGUAAAUGAUGACCUGAACGGUAUUGGAAAUACCCUAUCGUAUUUUCCUGGUGCAGCCUAUGACAGAAACCCAGGUCUUAUAAACUCGUUGACGGUGCAAAUGGUUACCGCACAGAAAACUGUCAUCGGUAUAACAAAUUCGGUAAUAAACGGGUCUACGCCAGUAACUUCUGCACUUUCCUCAGCUGCUCAGCAACUUCUUUGCACCUGUCAGGUUACUCUGGCCAUUCUGUUCGCUGAAAACAGUGUUAUAUAUACAGAAGCUGGCAGUCUAUCUACUCAAAUUCAAGGAUUGGGAGGAGCCACGACCCAAAUACCAAGUGUUGUGACAUACAGUUUAACCCCGUGUCCGGCGACAACCACAUCAACCAGCACGGUAAUGACGACGACAACGUCUACUAGUACUUCGACGACGACAACGUCGACUACCACUUCAACAACGACAACAUCUACCACUACUUCGACAACGACAACUUCGACUACCACUUCAACAACGACAACAUCUACCACUACUUCGACAACGACAACGUCGACUACCACUUCAACAACGACAACAUCUACCACUACUUCGACAACGACAACGUCGACUACCACUUCAACAACGACGACAUCCACCACUACGACGACGACUACCACUUAACA